Messenger RNA from Papilio polytes (common Mormon), 1000 nucleotides. RefSeq names its product isopentenyl-diphosphate Delta-isomerase 1 (gene Idi). The record is from RefSeq and is a predicted model, not a curated record. Gene Ontology annotation, molecular function: isopentenyl-diphosphate delta-isomerase activity. The transcript is spliced from 6 exons. Gene Ontology annotation, biological process: isopentenyl diphosphate biosynthetic process; isoprenoid biosynthetic process. Gene Ontology annotation, cellular component: cytoplasm. NCBI's taxonomy places the organism in Eukaryota, Metazoa, Arthropoda, Insecta, Lepidoptera, Papilionidae. The coding region runs from base 204 to 959 and encodes 251 amino acids.
AUUAUUUUGUCUCUGUCCAUUUUUUGUGUCUUAUCUUCAAUACGAAAGCAAAGUUUCUUUAACAUAAAAAUACUUUUUACUUGCUAUAAUACAUUUGCCUGUGACGGUUUUCAGUAAAUGUUUACUUCUUUAGCCGCUAUAUAAUAAAGUGCCAUUAACUUUAAGAAUCAGUGUUUAUUAAAAAGGUAUAUUUUUUACGUAAGAUGCUCGUCAGAAAUUUAUCUCGGAGGCUGUGGAGCACAGUGCGAUAUGAAAAAAGGUUUCUGGCUUCAGAUCCUGCAAAACCCCAGCCAGAAAGCAAUGAAGGGGUUGAACAAAAUCAGGCUGAAGCACUAGAUAAAGAUAUAUGUCUGUUAGUUGAUGAGAAGGAUAACUUUACUGGUACAGCAACAAAACGUGAUUGUCACAAAGUGGCUGCUGACGGUAGUGUGCUGUUACAUCGUGCCUUCAGUGUUUUCCUUUUCAAUAAACGUGGAGACAUGCUCUUACAGAGAAGAGCCAGUCAGAAGGUGACAUAUCCAGAUUAUUACACGAAUGCGUGUUGCAGUCAUCCACUCUACAUAGAUGAUAAGCCUGAAGAAAUUAUAACAGCAGCAAGGAGAAGGCUAAACUUUGAAUUGGGCAUUCCUCUAGAUCAGAUGGACCCGGAACUGUUCACAUUCCUGACGCGGGUGCACUACCACGACCCCGGCGACGGCGUGUGGGGCGAGCACGAGAUAGAUCACAUCCUCUUCUUCCAAAGCGACGUCAAGGUCAAACCAAACCCCAACGAAAUAUCAGAAUACUGCUACGUACCUAAGAAUGAAUUCAAUGCAUUUAUUCCGACACUGGAAGGGCCACUAACCCCGUGGUUCAACAUGAUCCGCCGCCAUCGCUUGAAGCUCUGGUGGGACAACCUGCAUCGCCUUAACGAGCUCGCAGAACCAGACAAGAUAAAUAAAUUCCUUAACGAAAAGUAAAACUAUCGAAAUGGCAAUUAUUAUAUUAGUUUCUCAAAAUA